AUGGUAAAUAAUAUUAUCGAAGGAAUAUACUGUCUUGUUCAGACAUCGGGUUUGGGUGGUUUACGACAUAAUACGGUUGUUGUUGUAUGGCCAGAUGAAUGGGCCACAUCGCAUGAAAUUACUGUUUGUCAACGUUUUGUUAGUACGUUACGUGCAGCUGAUGCUGCUGAUUGUGCAAUAUUAGUCCCAAAAAAUGUUAAAAUAUUUCCGUCUUCACAGGUUAAGCUACAUGGUUACUUAGAUGUUUGGUGGAUUGUACACGAUGGUGGCUUAUUAAUGCUUUUACCAUUUCUUUUAAAGCAAAAUAAAACUUGGCGUAAUACACGUCUAAGGCUAUUUACAAUUGCUCAAAUGGAUGAUAAUACGUUCAAUAUGAAGAAAGAUUUGGAAACAUUUUUGUAUCAUUUACGAAUUGAAGCUCAAGUUUUCGUCAUCGAAUUGCCUGAUUCGGAUAUCUCAGAAUAUACGUAUGAACGAACAAUGAAAAUGGAGGAAAGGGUACGAUUGUUGAAAGAUAUGCAAGUUGGUGAACGAAAAUUGGAUGUUCAGUCAGCUGUUGUUGAAGCGGCUCGUGAAAGGAAAUUAUCUCGAAUCAGUGAGGAGGAUCAAUUGUUGCAUGCCAAGGCUUGCUAA
Acanthocheilonema viteae is the source of this 633-nucleotide messenger RNA. The record is from the annotation of a GenBank genome assembly. Lineage: Eukaryota; Metazoa; Nematoda; Chromadorea; Rhabditida; Onchocercidae.